Acipenser ruthenus (sterlet) is the source of this 1921-nucleotide messenger RNA. RefSeq names its product ADAMTS-like protein 1. The record is from RefSeq and is a predicted model, not a curated record. The transcript is spliced from 14 exons. Lineage: Eukaryota; Metazoa; Chordata; Actinopteri; Acipenseriformes; Acipenseridae. Bases 221 to 1921 code for a protein of 566 amino acids. Gene Ontology annotation, molecular function: metalloendopeptidase activity. Gene Ontology annotation, biological process: extracellular matrix organization. Gene Ontology annotation, cellular component: extracellular matrix.
AAAACUCUUAGAAGCAAUUGUCAGAUCAUUAAACGCAUUUUAAUUAUGAUGCACAUUUGGUUUGGAGCAGGAGCUGGCGCUCACUGACUGAAGGACUACACCUAAUCGAAAGGUGAUUAAAAAUACAGUAGUCUUUAUUCUCAUUUAACGUUAGGCUUAUUAUAGAUAAACACACAGCAAGAAAAAUCACGAACAUUAAAAAAAGUACCCGCAAUUGGAGAUGGCAGCAAUCCUCUGGAUAAGAGUUGCUGGUAUUUUGGUUACAGUAUCUGCUUUAUCGCGCAAGGUAUGGGCAGAUGGCAGUGAUGGAGCUGUGUUCCUUCGAGAGUUCACACUGAUCCGGAGAGAUAAUCUUCAAGAUGAAUCCCUGUCGGAAAUCUUGGCUAAUCACAAAUCCGAAGAUCUUAGUUCACGGACUGCCCGCUCGGAGGAGGACAGGGACUCCCUUUGGGAUGCUUGGGGCCCCUGGAGUGAAUGUUCGAGGACCUGUGGGGGUGGAGCCUCAUACUCACUACGACGAUGCCUCAGCAGCAAGAACUGUGAAGGGCGGAAUAUCAGAUACAGAACAUGCAGCAAUGUGGACUGCCCUCCAGACUUGGGUGAUUUCCGAGCACAGCAGUGCUCUGCCCACAUUGACGUCCGGUACCUGGGGCAGUAUUAUGAGUGGCUGCCUCUUUACAAUGACCCCGAGAACCCUUGUGCGCUCAAGUGCAAGGCUAAAGGGACAGCACUGGUGGUGGAGCUGGCACCUAAAGUACUUGACGGCACCAGGUGCUACACGGAGUCAUUGGACAUGUGCAUUAGUGGCGCUUGUCAGAUUGUUGGCUGUGACCAUGAACUGGGAAGCACCGCGAAGGAAGACAACUGUGGAGUGUGCAAUGGAGACGGCUCUACCUGCCGGCUUGUCAGAGGACAGUAUAAAUCCCAGCUCUCAACAAAUAAAAUGGAGGACACUGUCAUUGCAAUCCCGUAUGCAAGUCGACAUGUCAGACUGGUACUGAAGGGACCUGAUCACUUGCAUUUAGAAACUAAGACUCUACAAGGUCAGGAAGGAGAGAACAGCCUCAGCACUACCGGGUCUCACCACAUUGACAACACAACUGUGGACUUCCAGAAGUUUCCAGACAAGGAGAUACUAAGGAUGAGUGGCCCUCUUGGUGCAGACUUCACUGUCAAGAUCCGUUACGUCAGUGCUUCAGACAGCAUAGUCCAGUUCAUCUUCUACCAGCCCAUUAUCCAUCGCUGGAGGGAAACAGAUUUCUUUCCAUGCUCAGCCACUUGUGGUGGGGGCUACCAGCUGACCUCCGCUGAGUGCUUUGACCUGCGCAGUGAACGUGUGGUAGCUGACCAGUAUUGCCACUACUACCCUGAAAAUGUCAAACCGAAACCAAAGCUUCGAGAGUGUAACAUGGACCCCUGUCCAGCCAGUGACGGCUACAAGGAGAUCAUGCCCUAUGACCUCUACCACCCCCUACCACGAUGGGAGAGCAGCCCGUGGACAGCUUGCUCCAUAUCUUGUGGCGGGGGGAUCCAGAGGCGCACUGUGUCCUGCGUGGAGGAAGACAUCCAGGGCAACAUAACCCCCGUGGAGGAGUGGAAGUGCAUGUACACCCCCAAGAUACCAAUCAUCCAGCCCUGCAACAUCUUUGACUGCCCCAAGUGGCUUGCACAGGAGUGGUCCCCGUGUACAGUGACGUGUGGCCAGGGCCUCCGCUACAGAGUGGUGCUCUGUAUCGAUCACAGGGGACUGCAUGCGGGAGGCUGCAACCCUAAGACCAAGCCUCACAUUAAAGAGGAGUGCAUCGUUACUAUUCCCUGCUACAAACCAAAAGAGAAGCUCCCGGUGGAGGCGAAACUGCCCUGGUUCAAGCAGGCUCAGGAGCUGGAGGAGGGAGCAGCUGUGACCGAGGAACCCUCGUGA